Messenger RNA from Opisthorchis viverrini, 189 nucleotides. RefSeq lists its product as hypothetical. NCBI's taxonomy places the organism in Eukaryota, Metazoa, Platyhelminthes, Trematoda, Opisthorchiida, Opisthorchiidae. The transcript has 2 exons. The record is from RefSeq and is a predicted model, not a curated record. The coding region runs from base 1 to 189 and encodes 62 amino acids.
AUGAAAGCAAGCCGCUUGGGUAUUGAGCUGAAGAAACUAGAAACAGACGAAUUCAACUUUUCCACAACCAUGAUUUUAUCGUUGGGAGGGAAAACAACUUCCAUGAUGAAGCACAAUUUUCCAAAGGAGACUACUCAUAAGGUUGCUGAAAACUCUUUGACAGCCAACGACCGGUUUCGCCCUUCUUGA